AUGGCCAGCACUCGCGACGGCAUCGUCACCGACGAAGAGCAGCAGCCUCUUCUGCGACAGCACAGUCCUCCCGGCCGGACCGUCCUAUCCAGGCUUGGCAGGUCGAUGCACGCCGAGGUCGACCGCUCAUGGGCAGAUCUUGUCCUCCUGCUCUGCUAUUUCGUCACAGGACUGCUCGACAGCUCAUCCACGCAGGUCUGGGGGGCCUUCGUCUCGAUGCAGACCGGGAACUCGGUCUACGUGGGCCUGGGCCUGGCCUCGCUGGCCCACCCGCCGGCCAGCUCGCGCCUGUGGCGGUCGGGCGUGUCUCUCGUCUCGUUCUGCGCGGGCUCAUUCAUCUUCGCCCGCUUCCACCGGCACUUCUCGCCCAAGCGGCGCUGGGUCCUGUGCGCGUCUUUUGCGGCGCAGGCGCUCCUGACCACGGCGGCCGCGUCCGUCGUCGGCCGGACGUCGCCGGCCCAAGAUCCGGACUCGACCGCCUGGAACGUGCUGCUCCCCAUCGGCCUGGUGGCCUUCCAGAGCUGCGCGCAGGCCGUGACGAGCCGGGCGCUGCGGUACAACGCGCUCACGAGCGUGGUGCUGACCAGCAUCUACUGCGACCUGUUCUCCGACAAGGACCUCCUCGCGCCCGUCAAUGCCGAGAGGAACCGGAGGGCUGCCGCUCCCGUGCUGCUGAUCGGGGGCGCCGUCGUGGGCGGGCUGCUCGCCCACAGUGCCGUCGGCAUUGGGGGUGCGCUCUGGCUGGCGGCCCUGCUCAAGCUGCUCAUGGUCGUCCUCUGGAUAUUCUGGCCUGCCGAGAAGGAGGAGUGA
This is a messenger RNA of Geosmithia morbida, 810 nucleotides long. Its product is annotated as Protein of unknown function (DUF1275). Bases 1 to 810 code for a protein of 269 amino acids. The transcript is spliced from 2 exons. The record is from RefSeq and is a predicted model, not a curated record. NCBI's taxonomy places the organism in Eukaryota, Fungi, Ascomycota, Sordariomycetes, Hypocreales, Bionectriaceae.